AUGCGGUGUAGGAACAUGUUCUUCUCAUUUAAGGCAUCUCUUUGUGGCUCUGCGGCUGCCACCGGCCCGACUUUGACAGCUAUUGGCUGUACCCUGAACUGCAGUUGCCAAAGUUUCAAACCAGGGAAAAUAAACCACCGCCAGUGUGAGCAGUGCAGACACGGAUGGGUGGCCCACGCUCUGAGUAAGCUGAGGGUCCCCCCUCUGUAUCCAACAAGCCAGGUAGAGAUUGUCCAGUCCAACGUGGUGUUUGACAUUAGCAGCCUCAUGCUGUACGGGACCCAGGCCAUCCCCGUUCGCCUGAAAAUCCUCCUGGACCGGCUCUUCAGCGUGCUGAAGCAAGACGAGGUUCUCCAGAUCCUCCACGCCCUGGACUGGACCCUUCAGGACUACAUCCGAGGCUACGUGCUGCAGGACGCGUCGGGAAAGGUGUUGGAUCACUGGAGCAUCAUGACCAGCGAGGAGGAGGUGGCCACGCUGCAGCAGUUCCUGCGUUUCGGGGAGACCAAGUCCAUAGUGGAGCUGAUGGCGAUUCAGGAGAAGGAGGAGCCGUCCGUGCUCAUCCCGCCCCCGACCGCGAACGUGGACAUCAGGGCGUUCAUCGAGAGCUGCGGCCACAGGAGCGCCAGCCUCCCCGCCGCCGGGGACAAGGGCAGCCCCCCCAGUGUGCACCCCUUUGAGAGCCUCAUCAACAACAUGACUUUCAUGCUGCCUUUCCAGUUCUUCAACCCCAUGCCUCCCGCCCUGCUAGGGUCGCUGCCCGAGCAGUAUGUGCUGGAGCAGGGCCAGGACCCGAGUCCGGACCCCAGACAGGAAAUCCACGGACCCUUCCCCGACAGCGGCUUCCUGACUUCAAGCUCCACACCGUUCCAGGUCGAGAAAGAGCCGUGUCUGAGCUGUCCUGAUGCUGUUACUAGCAAGGAAGACAGCGCCCAUUUAAGCGACUCCAGCUCCUACAACAUCGUCACUAAGCUGGAAAGGACACAGUUGUCCCCCGAGGCCAAAGUGAAGCCCGAGAGGAACAGCCUCGGCACUAAGAAGGGCCGGGUGUUCUGCACGGCCUGCGAGAAGACCUUCUACGACAAAGGCACCCUCAAGAUCCACUACAACGCCGUCCACCUGAAGAUCAAGCACAAGUGCACCAUCGAGGGGUGUAACAUGGUGUUCAGCUCCCUGAGGAGCCGGAACCGCCACAGCGCCAACCCCAACCCCCGGCUGCACAUGCCGAUGAACAGGAACAACAGGGACAAGGACCUAAGGAACAGCCUGAGCCUGGCCACCUCUGAGAACUGCAAGCGGGCAGGGUACACGGCAACGUCUCCAGGCUGCAGGCCUCUCCCUGGCUGCCCGGGUUCAGGCGAGGAUCCCAGGGGCCCAGCGGCCUUCCCGGGCGUCGGCCAGAACGGCGUGCUCUUUCCCAACCUCAAGACAGUCCAGCCGGUCCUCCCUUUCUACCGCAGUCCGGCCACUCCAGCGGAGCUGGCCAACACGCCGGGGCUGCUGCCGUCUCUCCCCCUGCUGUCUUCCUCGAUCUCGGAACAGCUGGUUUCCAACGCAAUGCCAUUCGACGCCCUUCCCAAGAAGAAAUCCCGGAAGUCCAGCAUGCCUAUCAAAAUAGAGAAGGAAGCUGUGGAAAUAGCGAACGAGAAGAGGCACGCACUCAGCUCGGAUGAAGACAUGCCCCUGCAGGUGGUCAGUGAGGAUGAGCCGGAGGCCUGCAGUCCUCGGUCGGACAGGGCGCUGGAGGAGCAGCAUGCACCGCCGGGGAGCCUAGGAAAGCCUCUCCCUGAAGGGCAGAGGCCCUGCCAUCUCCCAUCGGUGAUCGAGCCCAGGGGGGCCGUCAGCCGAACCCCUGAGCAGGCCACGCACGACUCGGAGACGGAGCAGAAGCCAGACCUGACCGUGGUGCCAAGGGAGGCGGCGGAUGGUGGCCGGGACCUCCGCCUCGCACCUGGGAUGGAGCCCUGUGUCCCCUUCCCAGACUACAUCAGCCUGCAGCAGCGCCUGCUGGCCGGGGGGCUGUUCAGCACUUUGUCCACCAGAGGAGUGGCCUUUCCUUGUUUCGAAGAUUCUAAAGAACUGGAGCACCCGGGUCAGCACGCGGUGGCGAGGCAGAAGGAAGAGAGUCGCCACCAGUGUGACAUCUGUCAGAAGACCUUCAAGAAUGCUUGCGGCGUGAAAAUGCACCACAAGAACAUGCACGCCAAGGAAACACACGUCUGCACGGUGGAGGGCUGCACGGCCACCUUCCCCUCCCGCAGGAGCAGGGACAGACACAGCUCAAACCUAAACCUCCACCAAAAGGCUUUGACCCAAGAGGCCGUGGAGAGCAGUGAUGAGCAUUUCCGGGCAGCUUACCUCCUCAAGGACGUGGCGAAGGACGCCUACCAGGAUGUGGCUUUCACACAGCAAGCCUCCCAGACGUCUGUCAUUUUCAAGGGAACCAGUCGGAUGGGCAGCCUGGUUUACCCCCUGGCCCAAGUCCACGGCGCCGGCUUGGAGAGCUACCGCGCGGGCCCGCCCAGCGAGGGCACCGUCCUGGAUCUGAGCGCUACCUCAAGCAUGAAGUCGGAGAGCAGCAGCCACUCCUCGUGGGACUCGGACGGGGCCAGCGAGGAAGGCACCGUGCUCAUGGAGGACAGUGACGGGACCUGCGACGGCCCGAGCCUUGGGCCCGGGGACGAUGAGUUCCCCAUCUGUGUCCUGAUGGACAAGGCCGACCAGAGCCUCGCCGGCCUGCCUUCUGGGCUGCCCAUAACGUGCCACCUCUGCCAAAAGACAUACAGCAACAGAGGGACCUUCAGGGCCCACUACAAAACCGUGCACCUCCGCCAGCUGCACAAAUGCAAAGUGCCGGGCUGCAACACCAUGUUCUCGUCUGUUCGCAGUCGGAACAGACACAGCCAGAACCCUAACCUGCACAAGAGCCUGGUCACCUCUCCAAGUCACCUCCAGUGACGAGAUCGGAUGAGCCUGUAUCACGUUGCAGGAGGAAGGUCAUCCAAAGAUACGUGUCUGACUUUGUUUGAUACCAUAUGGGACAAGCCAAGCAAAAGGUACUGGUGCUGACUUUCUAGUCUUCCACAGCAGGAUGGGCAACCAACACGCCUUGUGAGACAUUGACCGUGGGGGCAGCUUUUCCAAUUAUUUUUCUUAACCCAAGGCAUUUUUCAGUGACAUGACCAAAAUGUGCAGAAAUGAGGCCGCCUCGCCCAGGUUUGUUUACACCCCCCCCGGGCGAUGGCCAGGUCUGCGGGGCCCAGGCCUGGGGGGCAGUUUGGAGUGAGGCUGGCAGGAGGAAGGGUCAGCGGAGUGUCCCCGGGGAA
This is a messenger RNA of Pteronotus mesoamericanus, 3326 nucleotides long. It is a transcript of the gene BNC1, whose product is annotated as basonuclin zinc finger protein 1. The transcript is spliced from 5 exons. Gene Ontology annotation, cellular component: nucleus. Bases 1 to 2958 code for a protein of 985 amino acids. NCBI's taxonomy places the organism in Eukaryota, Metazoa, Chordata, Mammalia, Chiroptera, Mormoopidae. The record is from RefSeq and is a predicted model, not a curated record. Gene Ontology annotation, biological process: regulation of transcription by RNA polymerase I.